AAUUUCUUAUUUUAAAAUAUAUCAGUUUAUAUUUCGUUUAAACUUUUAUUUAAAACAAUAUUAAAGACCUCCAGCAACCCUAUAUCACACCUGUAACAAAUGUCAAUUCAGAAUUGAGAAUGUAAACACUCACACACGUUGAUUUUCUUCAUCGCUUAACUUGAAAUUAUUUAAAAAUAAGCUACUGCGAGCAUGGUUAAUCAGGAGCAAUUAAAAGCCAUUGGCGCUGUGUUAAAUAAUAAGGAACGUCCUUUGAAAGAACGUUUUCGUGCUUUAUUUACACUAAAAAAUCUUGGAGGAGCUGAAGCAAUUCAAGAAAUUAGUCGGGGAUUUACUGAUGACUCAGCUUUGUUAAAACAUGAACUAGCUUAUUGUCUGGGACAGAUGCAGGAUAAAAAAGCCAUUGACAUUCUCACAAAAGUACUGGCGGAUACAACGCAAGAACCUAUGGUAAGACAUGAGGCUGGUGAAGCGCUUGGCGCUAUUGGUGCUCCGGAGGUCAUUCCAAUAUUGGAGCAGUAUAAGGAAGAUCCUGUGGUGGAAGUUGCAGAAACAUGUUCAAUUGCAUUAGAUCGUGUUCGUUGGCUGGAGAGUGGUCAAAAUGUGGAUGACAACAAUCCCUAUGCAUCAGUCGAUCCCUCCCCUCCAAUUGGCGGCAAUAAGAGCGUUGAAGAUUUAAAAUUAAUCUACCUAGAUCCAAAUCAAAGCUUAUUUGACCGAUAUCGUGCCAUGUUCAGUUUGCGCAAUUUGCGUACAACGGAAAGUGUUUUGGCUAUCGCAGAAGGUUUAAAGGAUGGCUCAGCACUAUUUCGACAUGAGGUCGCCUUUGUAUUGGGACAAAUACAAGAACCAUGUAGUAUUCCUUAUUUGAAGGACAACUUGGAAGAUAGCAAUGAAAAUGAGAUGGUGCGUCAUGAAUGCGCAGAGGCACUUGGAGCAAUCGCUACGGAGGAAUGUGUCAAAAUAUUAAGUCGUUAUGCGAUGGAUGAAAAACGAGUUGUAAAGGAGAGCUGUGAAAUAGCAUUGGAUAUGUGCGAGUACGAGAACAGCCCCGAGUUUCAAUAUGCCGAUAGUUUGGGCAAAAUAAGCACAUAAGUUAUAUAUAAACCCCUAUUAUAUGUAUAUAUCCUUUUAAACGCAUAUUAAGAUUUUUAUAUUUUAGAACAAUAAUAUACAUAUAUGUAAAUAUAUAUGAGAAAACAAUUUUGGUAAAAACAAUAUAUUAGAUUAAAAAUUCACUAAAA
This is a messenger RNA of Zeugodacus cucurbitae (melon fly), 1244 nucleotides long. It is a transcript of the gene nero, whose product is annotated as deoxyhypusine hydroxylase. Gene Ontology annotation, molecular function: deoxyhypusine monooxygenase activity. The record is from RefSeq and is a predicted model, not a curated record. NCBI's taxonomy places the organism in Eukaryota, Metazoa, Arthropoda, Insecta, Diptera, Tephritidae. The coding region runs from base 193 to 1095 and encodes 300 amino acids. The transcript has a single exon. Gene Ontology annotation, biological process: peptidyl-hypusine biosynthetic process.